AGAUUCAUAGCGUCAGAUCAUUUCUCGAAGAGAUCUACUUCCUUUUGCAUCGCCCCUUCAACUCCCAACUCCUGGCCUUGUUCUCCUGCGUUCUGCGUCACGAUUUCUCGAUCAUUUUGCCGAACUAUAACGCUACAAUCGACGAGCUUCUCAAAUAGAAGAAGAGAAAUGGUGAAAGUAGCGACGUUCUUCGCAAUGUCGUUGGGGGCCUUCGUAUUCUGGCAGUCCAUGGAUAAACUUCAUGUUUGGAUCGCUCUCCAUCAAGACGAGAAGAAAGAGAGGUUGGAAAAGGAAGCGGAGAUCAGAAGAGUUAGGGAAGAGCUACUGCAACAAGCGAAACAAAACGACUCUCUUGCUUGAUUUCCCGUUUCUACACUGGUGGUCUUCUGUUCUCUGUUGCUGCUGUUGGCAUGAAAUUGAUAAGUUCAGACUUUACAUAGUUUAUAAUCAUGAAUUGUCUGUUCUAGAACGAUGAUAAUGAGGUGGCCUAUAAAUGAUUGAUUACUCAUUUCUUUAACUGCCCUGGUUAUCAAACGUUAAACAAUGCUCAUUUCAAUUUGGAGCCUUGCUUUUGAAUAAUUCAAUUUGCAUUCUGAUUCAGUAUGUCAAAACUUGUUUCAAUAUUGUGUUCUUACCUUGUCUUUGGAAUGAGAACUUAUUUGCUUC
Messenger RNA from Momordica charantia (bitter melon), 666 nucleotides. RefSeq lists its product as uncharacterized. Lineage: Eukaryota; Viridiplantae; Streptophyta; Magnoliopsida; Cucurbitales; Cucurbitaceae. Gene Ontology annotation, cellular component: respiratory chain complex I. The record is from RefSeq and is a predicted model, not a curated record.